CGUCCUGCUGUCUUGAUGAGGAAUUCUGUCCCCCGUAUGGCCCCUUCGACACAUUGGACGCAUAUAAGGCGCACAGAUCCACGCCCGCCCUUGUCAAAUACUCAAGCAAGUCCAGAGCAGCGAUCAGUCCAAGCAACACAACUGCAGAGUGAAUCAACAUAUACAUAGCAGCAUGCGUACCCCUCUCUCUCACCUAAUCGCCAUAAUCCCAUUACUGGCAUCCGUCCAGGCAAGCCUGAAGGUCGGUCACGAAAAUGCUCCAGAGAUCACUUCACUCGAAGCGGUCCGUGCCCUGAAUCACGCGCACUCAAAUAUGACAUUCAUGGAGCCCACAGCUGGUCGCCACAAAGUCAAGUCUACCCAAGCAACGUCACCGUGGCUUUUCUAUCGGAGGAACUCAGUCGAGCCCAGGAGGAUCGCAUCAACAAGGGUAAACUCGCUAGCCUCACUAAGCGCCAAAACGCGUGUUUCGCGCUCCUGCACAGAGGUGCCGGGCGGCGAAUGGGUGCACCGUACCUGCAUCUAUAUUGGCAACUGCGGCGCUCUGUGCACGUUCUGCUAUCCCACAUUUUGCCUUUGAGCGGCGCAGGCCGUAGCAUAGCCUAUAUGUCCUAAGUUUAAUUCUUUUUUUUUGUUUCUUUUCU
This is a messenger RNA of Tilletiaria anomala UBC 951, 644 nucleotides long. RefSeq lists its product as uncharacterized. The coding region runs from base 173 to 580 and encodes 135 amino acids. The transcript has 2 exons. The record is from RefSeq and is a predicted model, not a curated record. NCBI's taxonomy places the organism in Eukaryota, Fungi, Basidiomycota, Exobasidiomycetes, Georgefischeriales, Tilletiariaceae.